Amphibalanus amphitrite is the source of this 1246-nucleotide messenger RNA. RefSeq lists its product as uncharacterized. Lineage: Eukaryota; Metazoa; Arthropoda; Thecostraca; Balanomorpha; Balanidae. Bases 318 to 812 code for a protein of 164 amino acids. The transcript is spliced from 4 exons. The record is from RefSeq and is a predicted model, not a curated record.
GGAGGAUCCGCGAUGUCGAGCUGGAGCGCCGCUGGCCCAGCUGAAAAACGGCGCCGGCACGCCGCUUUUGUUUUUGCACAGUUGUGAUCGGCGUGAGAUGGAAAGACCCGAGACAAUCCGCGUGCCAAUAUUCCGCUCAGACUCGGACCGCAUCUGCUGCCGGUGGCUUCGACUGCCAAUGGCACUCUCGUGCGAGGUCAUAUAAGUGAGCCCCCUUCUGGGCGUCCUCAGACCAGUGAGUGACCCGUGCCGGUGAGAAGGCGCGCUGUGAGGGGCCCACGUGGAUACGGCCCGCACACCAGCACAAAGCCGACACGAUGCCACUUCUGUGGAUUGCGGUGCUGGUGCUGGGGCUGGCUGCGACCGGUCACACGGCGGACGGCGCGUCCGACGCCGGCCAGGAGAAGGAGGCCGCCCGCCUGCUCUUCCCGGUGGUGUACUCGAGCACUCUGACCGUGUUCAGCAUUCAGUCCGUCACCAGCACUGUGCCCUUCACCUGCUUCAACUCGCUGACGGGCACAGCCACCGCCUGCACGGGCCGCCGCCGACGGCGGCGCUCCGGCCGCCUGGGCCGCCCGCGCGCGCUGGAGGCGCCCGGUCUGGGGCGCAGCGAACCCGGACUGCAGGGCUCGCUGGCAGAAGACCGCAUCAGUCCCACCGAGUCCGAGAGCUCCCGUCUGGUGCUGACCUCCUGGAUCACGGUGGUGUCGUCGGUCACCAGCGUGUCCACCGUCACCAAGUACGACACCACCGUGUCGCUGGGAAUGCUGUGCACCAUCGGCGGCGCCUCCUUCUUCAAGACGUGCCCGUAAGGAGCGGCUGUGUGGCGGGCGGCCCGGCCGGGCGCGCCGCCGUCAGCGGCCGGCCGGAGCGGCCUCCGGCGCCGGCCCGGAGCGGCCUCCGGCGCCGGCCCGGAGCGAUCGCUGACCGUGCUUUGGCCAGCCGCUGUGCAGCUGAACACACCAAACGUACAUUGUUUGUGUCAAACGAGAAGUCGAGCAUCCGUCGCCAAGGAAAUAUCGAAACCAGCAAUCCGAGAGAUGUGAACGUUUUGCGAUAAAGGUUAUCUGAGUGGCUCCCCUCUUUUUUGUUCCUUUAGGAUGAGAGUGACUUGGUUAUGCUAGUGCAUUGAGCUCAUGAUGUAGAAGCAUAUCGGUUGUUAUAUACUAAUUGUUAUCGUUUCGUCAUGCGUGGUUAUUUUUUAAAGUGUAUUAGUGCUGCCGUGUUAAUAAACUGAUGUUUCAAA